UGAUUGCAGUGGACCAGAGCCAGCUGUUUUUGAGCAAAACAGCUGAGGUUUUAUUUUUCACUCAUCGCACUCUUUCAUUUCCAUUUAACCUCACAGCUUUUUUUAUUCCCCCACUCCUUCUCCAGCGUCUUCAUCCAUUUCUCUAAUAGUGUGUGUGUGUGUGUGUUUUUUUUUGUGUGCGUGUGUGUGCACCGAGCAUGGUGGUGUCAACAUCACAACAAGUCGCCCUGGCUUUCACUGCCGUGCUUUUCACGUUUGUUUGUCCUGCCCAGGAUGUUCGGGGUCGGCGGAGGAUCCGGGACCAAAGAGACCCGGUUCGACCCCCGGCUCUCCAGAAAAGCUGGUCCGGGUCCAGGUGCAGUGAGAGAUCAGCCGAUGAACCUGAACGCACCGGGUUCCCCUCAGAGCCCGGAGAACAUGCAGCAGAUGAAGAAGCUGAUGGAGCAAGAGAUGAAGAGCGACAACAAGUUCAAAUCCAACAGCAACAAGGGCUACGUGUUCACGCUGAUGCCUCUCUACGCCAUCGGGCUCGGAGUGUUUGCAGCCUAUAAAUUCUUAAAGGUCGACAAGGAGCUGGCCACCGGAGAGUUCCUGCGUGAAAGUGUGAAGAAGAGGAAGAAGAUGGAGGAGGUCAAGGUGAAACAAGCCGAGGCGCUGACCAAGAAGCAGGAAGAGCGUAACAAGGCUUUCAUUCCUCCUAAAGAGAAGCCCUUGAUGAAGAAAUCAGCUAAAGUUUCUACAGAAGGAAAGCUGGACAUCGAGGCCUUAAAGGAGAAAGUGAAAAAAGCCAAAACUAAGAGACUGGGGGCUCCACCAGUGAACCCAGCGCCCCCCCCCAGUGGCAACAUGAACAAAAAGCAAAGAGGCAAAAAAAAAAGAAACGCUAACCACACACUCACACAGGCAGAUUGA
Molecule: messenger RNA, 912 nt
Organism: Gymnodraco acuticeps
Lineage: Eukaryota; Metazoa; Chordata; Actinopteri; Perciformes; Bathydraconidae
Exons: 6
Coding region: 274-912 (212 amino acids)
Biological process (GO): protein localization to cell surface; synaptic transmission, cholinergic
Cellular component (GO): intracellular membrane-bounded organelle; neuron projection; neuronal cell body
Source: RefSeq, a predicted model, not a curated record